UUCUUUUUUACCAUAUUUCACCUGCAGAAUGUUCAUGAUCUUGCAUGGGCUGUUACCAUUGGAGUAUAUUUCAAUUUCUUGUUGGAAAUUGAGCCAGUUUGUUUCGAUUUGAACAAUUGAAGGUAUUCAGCUACUCAACAAUGUCAAUUUCUUAGGUAAGAGCUGAUCAAAGCAAUCAGAAUUCAUCGAUUCAAUUGAGUUUACCUGCAUCGAAAAUAAGCUAAGCUACCAACUAUGUCGGGGUUAAAUUGGGCUGGGGCUGAUCAAGAAAUGAGAGUUUUGUUCAAUGGGGGAGAGAAAUCAUGAUGGCCAAGUAGAAGGGCAAUCGUUGCUUGUGAAGCUGUAAAUGCUUAUGAUGAAUUCAUCAGAUGCAUGGUUGAUUGAAACUCCGCCUUUUUCUAAUUCUGUGUUCUUACAAAAGGAUUAGUCUUACACGUUUCAGCCACAGCCGAAAUUCUUCUAUCCGUGGCUGCAAAACUCGUGACAAUGCUUGAUCCUUCCUUCCUGCCUUUUGCCCAUUUUUCAAGUUGAAAUCCAAUAGUAUUCAAUAUUUUAAAAAAUUGAUCAUUAAUAAUAUUAUUUUAAAUAUUUUUUGAAAUUGAACCGAUUAAAUCGCGCGAAUGGAAUCCCACUACAUUUAAAGUUCCAAUCAGGCCAUUGGGCCCGUAAACGAUAACGACCGAAUUCUAGGGGAAGCUACAAGCCGACAAUCAAGGACCGCAGCCAACAAAUAAAGUCCACGUGGACUUCAGCAGUACAAAGAAACGAACACUCAGCAGUCAGCACCCGCCACUUCCGCCACGUGUUUGCUCCCACCGCGCUCAACUCCUCCAGCCGGCCAGCGUCCCCCACCUCCGCCAUCACUGCUCUGCUCAAAAAACCAAACGACCACAGCAGAAAAGAAGAAACACUGCUACUAAAGGGUAGGAGCGGAGAAAAAUGGAAGACGAAAGAUCACGCUCGAUUCUUCAUUUAAUGGUGAAGGAGGUGGUGCCAUCUCCAGAAGAAGAAGAGAAGAGGAAAUAUGUCGAUAAACAACUUAAAAAAAUAGUAAUGGCGUGGGUUAAGCGAGUAGCUUGGCAACGUCGCCUCCCUAAACAAGAUAUCGUUGCAACCAGUGCCACCGUUUUAACAUAUAGGUCUUACGGCCUUGGGGUUCAUGGUCCAGAGUCGGACAUCGAUGCUUUAUGCAUUGGUCCUUGCUUUGCCACCAUGGCAGAGGAUUUUUUUGUUGUUCUAUACAACAUGCUUAAGAGCAGACCAGAGGUAUCUGAGAUCCAUUGCGUGCAGGAUGGGAAAGUACCCUUAAUGCGGUUUAAGUUCGAUGGAAUCUCAAUGGAUCUUCCCUAUGCGCGGCUUAAAGUGUUAGCAGUUGCUGAGACCGUGGACAUAUUCAAUCCGUUCUUUCUGAGGGAUAUUGAUGAAACUGGUUGGAAAAGCUUGUCUGGAGUGCGUGCAAGCAAGCGGAUUUGUCGGCUUGUUCCAAACUUGGAGAAAUUCCAGUCAAUGUUACGAUGUGUCAAAUUAUGGGCAAAGAGGCGAGGAGUGUAUGGUAAUUUAAAUGGAUUUCUAGGAGGAGUUCAUUUGGCAAUUCUUGCUGCUUUUGUUUGUCAGUGUGAUCCAAGUGCCAGUUUGAGUGCUCUAAUUUCAAAUUUCUUCAAGACAUUUGCCUUAUGGCCUUGGCCUACACCAGUAGUGCUGCAAGAUGGAAUGUCGCAACAUACUAUAAAUCCCACAGAGACAUGGUUAUUUAUGCCCAUCCAGUUGCCAUGUAGUCCUUAUGAAUAUUGCCAUUGCAAUAUCACCAAAAGCACAUUCUAUAAAAUCAGAGCUGAGUUUCUUAGAGGCCACAAUUUAACCAAGGAUCUUCUGAAGUCAAAUUUUGACAAUAUAUUGGAGCCUUUUCCAUACACACAGACAUAUACCCGAUUUGUCAAAAUUUUUGUUUCAGCUUCUAAGCAGGAUGAGCUUGGAGACUGGGUGGGUUGGAUAAAGUCUCGCUUUCGCUGUCUUAUCUUGAAGCUUGAGGAGGUACAGGGUCUUUGUGACCCUAAUCCUGCAGAAUACAUUGAUUUGGAUGUGGCAGAGCCAAACGUCGAUUUCUACUGGGGCUUACAACCAGGCAAGACUAAUGUCAUCAAUAUAGAAUCUCGCAGGGAGGACUUCUGGAGGAAUAUCAGUAAUGGCUAUCAAGGCCCUCUGCGAAGGAUGGAAUUGUCCAUCGUGCAAGCUUCUCAAUUACCCAAGUAUGCUCAAUUUGAUACCUUGAGCAGGAAAGGAACAAAAGCUAGUUGGAAGAUGAGUGACUACAACCAACAGAGGAUCCCUAUAUACUCGCAGCAUCUUCCACACUAUGUUGUUGGAUACGUGUCAACAAGUGGGGGCUCCGAGUAUCGGAGUGCUGGGGGUUAGAAUUCUUAUGAUUUUUGUUCUGAUAUUAAAUUUAAAUUUGCUGUCCUGCUUUUGGAAUUUUGGCUUCCAAUUUCUCAUGGUUGCCUAGUUCGUGAUAGGAUAAAACUAGAAAUUGUAUAGGAAGAUACAGGAAAGUUCAUGAUUGGUGGCGGGUAGAAAAAAAGAGGCGGCUUGUUUGUAUGUUCUGCAUUAGAUUAUUAUUUCACUUCACAAUCAACAGAAAAAUCACAGUAAGGAUGAUUAUAAUUAAAGAUUGGUUCUUGU
This is a messenger RNA of Theobroma umbraticum, 2676 nucleotides long. It is a transcript of the gene PAPS3, whose product is annotated as poly(A) polymerase 3. Gene Ontology annotation, cellular component: nucleus. Gene Ontology annotation, molecular function: poly(A) RNA polymerase activity; RNA binding. NCBI's taxonomy places the organism in Eukaryota, Viridiplantae, Streptophyta, Magnoliopsida, Malvales, Malvaceae. Gene Ontology annotation, biological process: RNA 3'-end processing. The record is from RefSeq and is a predicted model, not a curated record.